Messenger RNA from Acanthaster planci (crown-of-thorns starfish), 2410 nucleotides. It is a transcript of the gene atp6v1d, whose product is annotated as ATPase H+ transporting V1 subunit D. Lineage: Eukaryota; Metazoa; Echinodermata; Asteroidea; Valvatida; Acanthasteridae. The record is from RefSeq and is a predicted model, not a curated record. Gene Ontology annotation, molecular function: proton-transporting ATPase activity, rotational mechanism.
GUCUGUAUUCACAUGACUGUACAUCUAUACACGAUAUCGUAAUUUCCGUAGUGGCCUACAGAAUUCACUAAGCUUUCGAGAUAUCUCGCGCUCAGCUAGGCCUACGUCAAAAUGUCGGGAAAAGAUAAGAUUGUCGUAUUUCCAUCUCGUAUGGCCUUGACAAACAUGAAGGGUCGUUUAAAAGGAGCUCAGAAGGGACACAGUCUGCUGAAGAAGAAGGCCGAUGCGCUGACACUGCGGUUCCGGCAGAUUCUACGGAAAAUCAUUGAGACCAAGACAUUAAUGGGUGACGUGAUGAAGCUGGCAUCAUUGUCUCUAGCAGAAGCCAAGUUCGCCUCCGGAGAUUUUAAUCACAUGGUGCUUCAAAAUGUUACCAAAGCAAAGACCAAAGUACGAUCAAAGAGGGACAAUGUAGCAGGUGUUCUACUUCCAGUUUUUGAACAUUACACCGACGGCAGUGACACAUAUGAGCUGACAGGAUUGUCUCGCGGUGGUCAGCAGAUUGACAAACUGAAAAAGAAUUAUGACAAGGCGGUUCAGCUGCUGGUUGAACUAGCCUCCCUUCAGACGUCAUUUGUCACCCUGGAUGAAGUCAUCAAAAUCACUAACAGACGUGUCAAUGCAAUAGAACAUGUCAUCAUUCCACGCAUUGAGAACACCAUCGCCUACAUCACCUCUGAGCUAGACGAGCGAGAGAGGGAGGAGUUCUACCGUCUCAAGAAGAUCCAGGAGAAGAAGAAGAUCAUCGUGGCCAAGAAAGAAGCAGAGAUGAAGGCACGCAAAGAGGCGGGAGAGGAGUUUGAGGAAGCCGGGAAUCUCAUCGAGGAUGAUAUGGAUGAAGAUUUACUCUUUGAAACUUGAAAUGAACUCUUAGGUGUUAGCGAGAAUCAUAUUAUUAUUUUCAAUUUUAAUUAUAAAUAUGGUAUUGAACCGUUAAUGUUUAGCUUGCAAUAUCUGGGAGCUAUUGCUGUAGAAGUAAUAAUGCCAAAUGCAAUGGCUGGAUGGUCCUUCAUUCUUACUCAUCCCAAAACAAGACGGUCAAUAACAGUUGACUUACUUUCUUUAAUGACACCUUCGAAAAACAAGAGAAAAGGAAGAAUCACUCCAUGUGAAAGAUGGUAUUGACUGCAUUGACUGUAUUUCUGUUUUUUAACAACUCUGGCAAAAUUCCGGUGAAUUUUUGAUGUCAGUUUUCAGCUAUAAUUGCUUUUGGACAUUUUGUUCUACUUGAAAGUUUUCCUGCUUGAAAGAUAAUUCCUUUUUGUGCUAAAAAAGAAAUAUUCUCAUUUAUGCUUCUCAUUUUUUUCUCUCCAUAUUUAUUGGGUAUGACCAAACACAAAUGAUUCAUAGUUUUCAUGCUUUUUUCCAACUCUGUAAGGUGGGAUUACACAUGUGCGUCACAUUUGCAAAGUCUGUUUGCUCCCACAAAGCAUACACAGACAACUUUGCCUUAGAUGAAAUGCAUUCGGCAUCCUUAAUCUGCUGGGAGGGGGGGCUUUCAGUAGCAAUACAGAUGUGUUUGUCUUGCAUGGAGUAGAAUUUUUCCAUGCAAAGUGACUUAUAAACUUGAAAUUGCUGAUUUUUCCUUGGAGUAUCUUGGCUGAAGAACCAACUGCUGAAGGCAAAGCCAAGGGAAAGCUGCUUUUCUAUUCAAAAUAGUUCAUAACAUGCUGUAUUUUGUUGCAUUCUGGCUGCCCUAUGAAGGGCAACUUCUUGUGCAUAAAAUUAGUAUUGCAUCGGGACACCAACAUCAAUGUUGAUUGCUCGCCAUUAUUUGUGGGUCUGCCGGAUUGGUCAACUGGUUAAGAAAUUUUUACGGGUAAGCAUGUCUUGGGUUGAACUGUGGACUGGCUUUCCUUACAAGCUUACAGAGAGCAUUAGACAGUUCUGUUCUCAUGAUACAUUGUGAGAAGAGCUACAUGGAAACUGGAGUUUUAGGAAACAGUACCUACUUUUGAAAAGACUUCCAUAGCUAUAUGGUAGAGUUGACACUGUUUCAGGGACUUGUUUAGUGAUCAGUUGUAAAAUAUCACAUUGUGCACAGGGAGGUGAUAGUUGUGUUUUCUCAUGUGACAAAGUAACUCGGUUCAAGGCCAUUGAAAAAGUGAGACCAAGAAGAUAGAGGGCAUGGUGUAGUGAUAGUCUUGGAGGGAUUGGAAUUAUGUAAUUGGUCAUGUAUGCAACUAGUCAUGCAAGCCUAAGAAAAGUCCAGUGGGGACUCGACAACAUUUGAGCUGUUUAAAAAAGCUCUGAUCACAUUUGAAAUUAACAAAUUUAAUUGAAACCUUUCAGAGGACAUAUUUGAUUAUUAUAAUAGUGGUGUACAUGUAUAUCACGGUGAAGUACUGUUUAUGAAACUGUUUAGAAUGUAUUAAUAUUGUGUAUUAAAGUGGUUAUGAAAAUGUGUAAA